Phodopus roborovskii (desert hamster) is the source of this 1113-nucleotide messenger RNA. RefSeq names its product leucine rich repeat containing 31 (gene Lrrc31). The record is from RefSeq and is a predicted model, not a curated record. NCBI's taxonomy places the organism in Eukaryota, Metazoa, Chordata, Mammalia, Rodentia, Cricetidae.
AUGAGUUACCUAUAUAGCAGAUUCUUUGUUCUUCACACAGCCAUACCUAUCAGUUUAGAAAUGGAAUGGGAACCCGAUAUGAAAGAAAGUGACUGGUUCCUGAAGCAGCUGUGCAGAAAGGCUGCUGACGUGUGUCUAGACUUGAACAAUUGUGGAUUAACAGCUGCAGAUGCCAAGGAAACUGACGUGGAUGCACUGGACAUUUCCUGGAAUGAUUUUGUCAGCGGAACACUUUGCUUGUUCACUGAGCAGAUGCAUCAGGUUCGCAAGCUGAAAGUCCUGAGGCUGAGGAGCUGUGGACUUACCACUGAGGAUGUUCAAACACUGGGUAAGGUGACGCCUCUCCCAAAACAUGGUGCCUUUGCAUCCUUGGAUGUGCUGAGGAUGCUAGAUCUCCCCUGCAACAAGGAACUGGGUGGAGGCUAUGAAGGCUCACCUGCUCAGCUGGUGGCAGAGCACCUGGAUGUCCUGGCCUCACUAACAGCAGGUGAUGUGACCUCACUGAGAAAGAUAGUCUGCAGCAGCUCAGGAGGAGGCCACAUUCCUGGGUGUGACCCCAAAGGGUCAGCCAAUAGUGUCCCAAGUACAACCUUUUCAGCCCUGGCUGAAGCCUCUGUUUACCUCCCUGCUCUGGAAAUGCUCAACCUUUCUUGGAAUAAGUGUGUUGGUGGGAAUCUGAAGCUGCUUCUUCAAACACUGAAGCUGCCACGGUCAAUCUGAGUGUUGAGACUAAGCAGCGGUGCCCUGGUGACAGAGAACGUGAUUCUCCUGGCCUCAGCCAUAUGGACAGGCCAUUUAGCUGAGCUGCAGAAGCUUGACCUGAGCUACAACAACAGCAUCUGUGACACAGGAUGGGCGAUCUUCUGCCAAAACCUCUGCUUCCUUAAAAAGCUAACUGAACUAGACUUCAGCCUUUGGCCAUUGAGUUCCCGGGGUCGUGGGCGAUGGUUUAGGCACUUACUAUGUUCUGUGACCAAACUUCCUGUGGUCACUGAGAUAGGAAUGAGAAGAUGGGUCAUACGCCUCGAAGAAGGAAGACCAGAAGGCUUUACCCACAACCACAGAAGGGGCAUUCAAUUUGACCACAGUGGGUUUCAGUGUGCUGCUUCCUAA